Molecule: messenger RNA, 2804 nt
Organism: Ctenocephalides felis (cat flea)
Lineage: Eukaryota; Metazoa; Arthropoda; Insecta; Siphonaptera; Pulicidae
Gene: ALiX
Product: programmed cell death 6-interacting protein
Exons: 2
Coding region: 169-2640 (823 amino acids)
Biological process (GO): mitotic cytokinesis
Cellular component (GO): endosome
Molecular function (GO): protein binding
Source: RefSeq, a predicted model, not a curated record
AUCCGACUGUCCAAAUGAUAUUUCACUUUAGACUUUAUUCGACGUCAGACAAGCAGUUUGACAAUUCGUUUGUGUUUAGUGUGACUCAUUUAUUCAAUAAAAUUCAUUAAAAAUAUUAAGCGAAGUGACAUUUACGCAUCGUGGUGGAGUUAACGACAAGUUAUAAAAAUGGUCGAAUUUUUAUCUGUACCAUUGAAAAAACCUUCAGAUGUCGAUGUCGUUAAACCUUUAAAAAAUUUAAUUCAAUCCACAUACAGCGCAUCAGAUAAUAAUGAAAAUUAUUCGGAAGCAAUUAACGAAUUUGGGAAGAUCAGAAGCAACGCUAUAUGGAGAGUCUUUGAGAAAUAUGAAAGUUCAUUAGAAGUCAUCUACGGAUAUUAUGAUCAAAUUUGUGCCUUAGAAGGAAAAAUUCCGGUCCACGAGCUUCAAGUUCCUUUUAAAUGGAAGGAUGCUUUUGAUAAAGGCUCUAUUUUUGGUGGUCGUAUGAGUUUAACAAUAGCUUCAUUGGCGUAUGAAAAAGUUUGCGUAUUAUUCAACAUAGCAGCUUUGCAAAGUGCUGUUGCUGCAACACAGAGUAUAGAAUCAGAUGAAGGUUUGAAAUUGGCAGCCAAACUUUACCAACAAGCAGCUGGUAUAUUUAAUCAUCUGAAAGGUGCCGUUCCAGUAGCUAUUCAUCAAGAUCCAACUCCUGAUUUGUCUUCGGACGUGUUGUCAGCUUUAUCCUUAUUAAUGGUAGCUCAAGCUCAGGAAAUAUUUGUUCACAAAGCUAUUCAUGAUGAUAUGAAAGAUGCAAUUAUUGCUAAAUUGGCUUGUCAGUGUGAAGAUCUUUACGCAGAUACUUUGCGUGCUAUGCAGAAAGAGUCCAUUAAAGGUUUAUGGGAAAAAGAAUUCCUGCCAUUAAUUGCCGGUAAGCAGGCUGCUUACCAUGCUAUAACUGAGUUAUAUCAAUCAUUGGUGUGUAGAGCUAACAAAAGUAUUGGUGAAGAAAUAGCUCGUUUACAGCAUGCAUUGACAUUAUUUAAAACAGCAAAAUCUGCUAGCGGACAAACAAGUUUCUUUGAUGAGUUUGCUUCCCGGGCAACUAGAAAUCUAACAGAAGUUCAAAAGGAUAAUGAUUUCAUUUAUCAUGAAAGAAUCCCGGAUAUCAAUUCUUUGCCAGCAACUGGUAAAGCCAACUUAGCUAAAAUGCUUUCCCUUCCAGAUAAGUUUUCAGCAUCAACAAAAGAUCUAUUUGAAAACUUAGUGCCAGUAUCAGUACAUCAAGCAUUAUCUUCAUAUGAGAUGCGAAAACAAGAAAUUGUUAACAGAGAAAUUACUAAACUGCGAGAGUCUACUCAAGCAUUGAAUGGUGUAUUGGCAUCUUUGAAUCUGCCAGCAGCAAUUGAAGUUACAAGUGAGUGUGAUGGACUACCCCCAUCUUUGCUGGAGAAAGCAGAAACUGUGCGCAGCAAGGGAGGAGUUGCCAAACUGCAAACAUUAUUGCAUGACCUUCCAGAACUACUUCAGCGAAAUAAAGAUAUUUUAGAUGAAUCUAUAAGAUUACUUGAUGAGGAAGAGUCAUCUGAUAAUAGUUUGCGAGAGCAGUUCAAAGAAAAAUGGAUUAGAAUGCCAUCAGCCAAGAUAACACAGCCAUUGAAAGCAAAUACUGAUAAAUAUCAGCAGAUCAUAAACAAUGCUACUCAAGCUGAUAAUACAGUUAAACAGAAAUUCCAGACAUAUCUUGAAGGCAUGGAAUUGCUAAGCAAGAGUAAUGAAGAAUUAAGAGCUGCUAUACCUUCUGGUGGUCCAUGUGUAUCCGAUUGCCAGUCUGUAACUACUUUAAGAAACUUAAUGGAAACUGUUGAAACUAUUAAGGCUGAGAGAGAUGUCAUUGAAUCUGAAUUAAAAUCUGCAACUUUUGAUAUGAAAAAUGCAUUCCUGCGAGCACUUGCUGAAGAUGGAACCAUUAAUGAACCUGCCAUGUCCAUGCAGAACUUGGGACAAAUAAUGACACCUCUUCAGGAACAAGUCAAGGAUAGUGUAUCAAAACAAGAACAAUUAAUUAAAGACAUACAAGAAGCUCAUGCUCAAUUUACUAAUGAAACGGGAGCAGGAACCAACUCCAGAGAUGUAAAAAUGAAACAACUUGCUGCUGCAUAUGACGCUUUUACAGAACUGGAAAAUAAUUUAAAAGAGGGCACCACUUUUUAUAAUAACCUUACACAGUUGCUUGUUAUACUUCAGAACAAAAUUUCUGAUUAUUGUUUUGCUAGGAAAACGGAGAAAGAAGAGAUGCUCAAGGAUUUGACGCAAGCCAGUGCUAGAGCAUCACCAGGAGCAACUCCAAAUAUACCUACACAUCAUUCAACAGAACCUGCAAGUCCUACUUCUAGUACUAGCGCUGCUGGAGCAAAUGUUCCAUAUCCCACUUCAGGUCAAACUAUGCCGAUUCCAUAUGGUGCAUCAAAUGUAGCCCCUUACCCAACAUAUGUUCCUCCACCGAUGCCACAAGGAUAUAAUCCAUAUGGAACUUUGCCAUAUCCUCAAGGCUAUAAUUAUCCUGGAUUUCCACAAGCUCCUCCAUAUGGAGGAUAUACGCCUUCGAUGCCUUAUCAACAACAACCACCGCAGAAUCCACAACAAAAACCACCAGGGUGGUGAACAUUCAGAAUGCUUAUGUAUUUAAUAAUAUUAUAGUAUUACUUAUUUUAAAUGUAAGAUGCCUAAAAUGCAUACAUAAAUUGUGAUUAACUUGUAGCAGAGCUUCAUAAUACUUUUACUACUGUUCAAUGCUCUUAAGUUUUACAAACUGCUAUUUGCUUUGA